UUACCGACCAUCUAUUUACGGACUCGAUCGACAGGGUCUGAGAGGCGAGCAGCCAGCCAGCCAUUAAGCAAGCUCCCAUACCUUUUCUCCCAGCUCCCUUCUUUCUUAACACCUCACCCCCCUUCACCACUUCACCUCACCCUCCCUCACCACUUCACUUCACGACCAUCCCACGACCAUCCCACGACCACCCCACGACCACGAAAAGAACAUGCCAUCCCUCACCUCCUCGCUGAAGAAAGAGCUCCCGCCGCUCCCGCCGCCGACCAUCCCGCUCCCCUCGCCCCCAACAAACGUCAAGACGCCGUUCCCACCGCCCACGAUCCCUCUGCCGGCACCACCACUGCCACCCACUCCGCCGCCGAAGGACGGUACGCUGACCCCCAGCACCGCCGCGCGCUCCCACCAAACCGGCACGAUCGAAUCACACUGGAACGACCUUCCGCCGGCACUUCUCAGCCGCAGCGGCUCGCCGCUGCCAGCCGUCUCUUCUGUCUCGGGGGAAGAUGACUUUGCGCCGCUUAUCGAGCAGCUAUUCGCGGCCGCGGGCGAGGACGCGAAGCGGAAGGAGAUGGGCUUGCUCCGCGACCGCGUGCUGAAGGCGAAGGUCUCGCCGCUGCAGAAGGCAGAGCUUGCGGGCGUGCUGAGGGCGGUCCUGGAGGGCACGGAGACACCCGCGUGGGGCAGGGAGAGGGUCGUUGAUUUUAUCGUGAGGAAUCCCGGGUGCGCGAGUUGGGCGAUGGGUGUAAGGAGGGGGGUGGAGGGGGUUAGGGUCGGGUAG
Tricharina praecox is the source of this 781-nucleotide messenger RNA. RefSeq lists its product as uncharacterized. NCBI's taxonomy places the organism in Eukaryota, Fungi, Ascomycota, Pezizomycetes, Pezizales, Pyronemataceae. The record is from RefSeq and is a predicted model, not a curated record. The coding region runs from base 212 to 781 and encodes 189 amino acids. The transcript has a single exon.